AUGGGCCUCACACCCGUUGAAAGGGCGGCGCAUUACGCGGCGCGCAGCCCGCACUUUGCCAAGGUUACGUCGAAGCACUUGGCCUACUUCCAAAGCGUGUUGAGCAAGCCCUGCAGCACCUCGCAACGCAAGGGAAAGAUGUUGACAGACACGGAGGCGGUCGCGCCAUUUAAUGUGGACUGGAUGGGCCAAGUUCAAGGCGCCACCCCGGCUGUGCUGAUGCCCACCUGCACCACUCACGUCAGCGAGAUCCUCAAGUACUGCCAAGCAGAGAAGCUGGCGGUGGUGCCACAGAGCGGCAAUACGGGCCUUGUCUACGGCUCUGCGCCGGUGCAUGAUGAGUUGGUGCUUAGCACACGUCUGAUGAACGCGGCGCCGGUAGUGUCCAAGAACACAAUGUCAGUGGUGGCGGAGUCUGGCGUUGUUCUUCAGCAAUGUCAGGAGGCGUGCGCUGAGGAAGGGCUGCUCUUCCCACUCAUGAUGGGCUCGAAGGGAAGCGCGAUGAUUGGCGGCAACGUUAGCACCAACGCCGGCGGCAUUCAUUUUGCGCGAUACGGCUCCAUGCACUCGAACGUACUCGGCGCUGAGUUGGUAACGGCUAAGGGAGACGUGCUGAAUAUGAUGUCGACGCUGCGCAAGGACAACGCCGGCUACGAUCUGAAGCACCUGUUUAUUGGCAGCGAAGGCACUCUGGGUGUGGUGAUCCGCACCGCCAUCAAGUUGUACCCGCAGCCCACGUCGAAGCAGUUGGCCAUGUUCCGCCUGAAGGACUUCGAGUCUGUGCUGGAGCUCUACCACCUGGCAAACAGUCACCUUGCCGAGUGCUUAUCAGCAUUCGAGGUGAUGGAUGGGGAGUCGAUAGCGACAAGCCCGGCGAAGGAUGUGCCGUACGAGCGCACGUGCAAGAAUGACGUGUUCCGCCUCGGCAAGGACUUCGCUGCAGCUUACUUCUGCGCGCUCGUGGAGACGAAUGGUGGCAACGAGGAGCAUGACUUUGACAAGCUCUCCAGAUUUGCUGAGGCGGCGCAGGCGAGGCUUGGCGACAAGCUGAGCGGCGGUGGCCAGUACGAGCCCAUUCUCUCGCAAUCUGCUGCUCAGUCGGAGCAGCUGUGGGCGCUGCGUGAGGGUGUCCCUGUACACCUGGCGAGCCACGGACUCAUCUACAAGUACGACGUGUCAUUCCCGAUCGAUAAGUUCUACAGCAUCGUCGAGCACACGCGCGAGAUUCUUUACAGGCAGUGCAAGAUGAACCCCGACGAGGUGAUCGUUGUAGGCUACGGGCAUUUUGGUGACGGCAACGUGCAUUUGAACGUGGUUGACCUGACACGCACGCACGGCGAUCAGCUUGAUGCGGCACUGUACCCGGCUGUGUACGAAUACUGCGCCGCCCACGGCGGCAGCAUCUCAGCUGAGCAUGGCGUGGGUCUGCAGAAGCGCGAUUACCUCCAUCUUUCCCGCACCAAAGAGGCGAUCCAACUCAUGGUGGACCUCAAGAGGGUGAUGGACCCGAACGGUAUCUUGAACCCGUACAAGGUGUUACCCCCUGGAGUAGGGGAAGGGGAGGAGGGGAGAUGA
Leishmania braziliensis MHOM/BR/75/M2904 is the source of this 1575-nucleotide messenger RNA. Its product is annotated as actin interacting protein-like protein. Lineage: Eukaryota; Euglenozoa; Kinetoplastea; Trypanosomatida; Trypanosomatidae. The record is from RefSeq and is a predicted model, not a curated record. Gene Ontology annotation, cellular component: mitochondrion. Gene Ontology annotation, molecular function: catalytic activity; FAD binding. The transcript has a single exon. The coding region runs from base 1 to 1575 and encodes 524 amino acids.